UCCCUGGGUUACAAGUUCUCUUAGCUGCAAGGGAAGGCAGCGAACGACUGCAUCCUAUUAGUUACGGCACCUGAAGGGGUGAAUGCCAUGGUCCUCCCAACUUGCCAGAUGUUCUGAAUGUGGCAAAGGAUCAGGUCUUGCUGCCUUCCGUUUAUCUGGGCCAAGCUACGUGUCUUUUGCUUCCACUGAAGGAUCCUCUGAAAAAAGAGUUUCCCCUUGAAGGUGAUUCCAACCAUCAUGGGGAUAUUUUGGACAACCUUAUGCUUCCUGGUAUAUGCAUUGAAUACAGACCAGGGUGUCCUGGCUAUCAUGAGCUCCCAGCCCCAGAAGGACUCAGGAGACCUUGACAAUCCUUCAGAAGACACCAUCUCCCCAGAGAUGCUGCAGGAGAUGCUAUGGCUUUUCCGAAGAGAAGAUCCAUCUGCAUGGAAUUACUCUAUCCUGGGCCUUUCCAUUGUUGUUCUGCUCAUUGGUGUUGUGCUCCUGGGAGCAAAUAUUAGGGCCAACAGAAACCACAAGGUCCUUUUCCCCCACAAAGAAGGCUAUGAAGACACCCCGCUGGAUGAAGAAGAAGCGAAGCAGGCGUUUGUGUUGCUAAACAAAGAGAAUCCGGAUCGAGCUGAAGACAAUUUGCUUCCCAAAACACCAAUCUUGGGAGACGUGAUGGUACGCUGGAAGGAUGGGAAAACAUCACCCCUCUAUGCUGAUGCCAACGAAGCAGAAGCAUAGCACCUAAUCAUAUCCAUAUUUUGGCUUUUUUGAAACCCGGGAGGAUUUC
Thamnophis sirtalis is the source of this 778-nucleotide messenger RNA. RefSeq names its product SLC51 subunit beta (gene SLC51B). Gene Ontology annotation, cellular component: plasma membrane; protein-containing complex. The record is from RefSeq and is a predicted model, not a curated record. Gene Ontology annotation, biological process: bile acid and bile salt transport. Lineage: Eukaryota; Metazoa; Chordata; Lepidosauria; Squamata; Natricidae. Gene Ontology annotation, molecular function: protein heterodimerization activity; transmembrane transporter activity.